Molecule: messenger RNA, 372 nt
Organism: Phytophthora nicotianae INRA-310
Lineage: Eukaryota; Oomycota; Peronosporomycetes; Peronosporales; Peronosporaceae
Exons: 3
Coding region: 1-372 (123 amino acids)
Source: RefSeq, a predicted model, not a curated record
AUGCCUGACGUGAAGGCCAAAACUGCGCUUAAGAACAAGAUUCCCGUUGUGAUCGAUUACGCUGCUACUGUCAUGGAUCGUACGCUAGGCGUCACGCUGUCUCACGAGGACGGACACGCUGUAUACAGCGGGAAUGCCACAUGCCACGAUUUGUCCUCCCGUGGCAGAUCCCGUGAUAGGCCAAAUGGAAGUUGCCGUCCAAUCAUAAACCAGGGUACCAAACCAUCUGCCAAUGCGAUUGCACCGUUCCUGUCGCUUCAGAUGUGGCACGUGUCGGGCACGCGCUUGACGCGCGCCGAGCGCAACAAAGCGGUCAAGUUCCCAGCUCAAGCUUUGACAGGAGGAACGGAGCAUGCGACGGGGUUGCCGUAG